AUGUACUCUCCUACUAAGCUCUUCGUCGCCGUCAUGGCUUUGACCACUUUCGCCUCCGCCACUCCCAUCGCUGAGACCGCUGAUGUCCAGAACCUCGAGGCUCGUGGCAACUGUCUCGGCUACGCCAACUACAACGCUUGUGCUGCUGGUCGACGACGCACAUGCCACAUUGGUGCUGGACAGGCAUCGUGCUUCGCUGCCGCAUCGCGAGUUUGCCAGGAGAACUGCUAG
Molecule: messenger RNA, 231 nt
Organism: Fusarium sp. VM40
Lineage: Eukaryota; Fungi; Ascomycota; Sordariomycetes; Hypocreales; Nectriaceae
Source: the annotation of a GenBank genome assembly